Molecule: messenger RNA, 3274 nt
Organism: Cryptotermes secundus
Lineage: Eukaryota; Metazoa; Arthropoda; Insecta; Blattodea; Kalotermitidae
Gene: Noc1
Product: CCAAT/enhancer-binding protein zeta
Exons: 17
Coding region: 413-3124 (903 amino acids)
Cellular component (GO): nucleus
Source: RefSeq, a predicted model, not a curated record
GAGUGUGCACGUCGUACACAACAUUGCUCUAGCGAAGCAAAACCACUCAGGAUAGCCAGGAUAGUACCUGAUUUUUUGUGGAUGAUACAUGUGUAACACCGCCGUACGAUCCGUGCCGUCCUAACUGUAUUAUGGCGCGGAUGUGUAAUUUGUCAUAAUGGCAGUGGUGUGUAUAGGUUAUGUGUUCAGUUUCUCUUUGUGAGUGAAGCUGUGAAUAUUAAUUGGUUUGAACGUUCUUAAAAUUCCUGAAAUAUAAGAUAGGGACAUCUAUAAGCACUGUGUAACUAUAGGCGGUAAAAGGAAAUUGAAGUUUUAAUAACAAGGUUGUUAAAGAUGGAUGUGGCACAAGGAAGAAACUCAGUUUUAGCCAUGGAAAACUCACCACAGAAGCUAUGGGAAAACAAAAGGUGUGAUGAUGCGGCUGAAAAUGAAGAAAAGGAGCAAAACUCACGCUGCACAGAAGGAUAUAUAUUCAGUCAGCGAAGCAAAAAACUAUGCAGAAAGUGAUAAUAUUGGUAAGAAGUGGUACAAUGUGUUUCAAGAUGAGGAGGGAGAAUCCCCACAGCUGUCAAAGGAUCAGAUUGAUAGAUUAAAAUCUGAAGCUCAUAAUCUUCUGGAACAAGAAGCUGCAUCUUACAAUAGCAAAAUCUCAAAGAGGUCCAUGAAGUCAGAUUACAACUGGAUCCGCACCAUCAUGAAUAAAGGAACAGUUGCAGAUAGAGUUGCUGCUCAUACUAUUGCCAUUCAAGACUCUCCAAUCCACACACUUUCCUUGCUUCAGAAUCUUGUCAGUAUGGUUAAAGUUAUUAAGAAGAAGGAGUGUACUAUGGUUCUAGAUACCCUGACAGAGCUCUUCCUAUCUGAUCUCUUACGACCAGAUCAGAAACUUAGAGAAUUUGAGAAAUGCCCUCUCUCACUCCUAGACAAAUACAGUUCUGGUAACCAUGUGAGCAGGAAGUCACGUCUCAUGCACUGGUACUAUGAAGAUCGACUGAAGAAAUUGUAUUACAGUUUUGUCCUAGCACUGAAUACCGCAGCACAAGACUCAGUGGAACGGAACAAGGAGAAAGCACUAACAGCUAUGUAUAAGCUUCUCGCUGGAAAUCCUGAACAAGAAGCACUGCUUCUUAGAAAUCUUGUUAACAAGCUUGGUGAUCCAAGCCAAAAGGUUGCAUCCAAAGCCAUCUACAGUCUGAUCCAGUUGUUGCAGGUUCACCCUAACAUGAAAUUUGUAGUUAUGGAAGAAACUGAGAAAUUACUCUUCAGACCCAACAUUAGCCAUAAAGCUCAGUACUAUGGGAUAUGCUUCCUGUCACAGUUCCUGUUGUCUAAUGAUGAAGCUGAACUGGCCAGGAGUCUCAUUCAUAUCUACUUUUCCUUCUUUAGAGCAUGUGUGAAAAAGGGUGAAGUGGAUUCCCGAUUGAUGACUGCUCUGCUGACAGGGGUGAACAGAGCAUACCCAUAUGCAAAACAAGAGAUGGAGAAGAUGUUGGAGCACAUAGACACUAUGUACAAAGUGGUACAUUAUGCAAGUUUCAAUGUGAGCUUAUAUACUCUGUCAUUGCUGUUCCAAGUAGCAGACUUCGCAAACUCUGUUUCUGACAGAUUCUACUCUGCCCUCUACAAGAAGCUGCUGGAUCCUCAGUUAGCAACGUCAUCACACCAAGCUUUGUUCCUUAGCCUGAUGUUCAAGGCUUUGAAGAAAGAUGAGGAUGUCCACAGAGUCAGAGUGUUUGUUAAAAGAUUGUUCCAAAUUUGUGGUUAUUUGCCAGUGUCACUUGUGUGUGGAAUACUGUACAUGGUCUCACAGCUGGCCCAUAUGAAGGAAGGCCUUCUAGCACUCAGUAUAGUGCAUGCAGGCUACACUGAUGAUGAUCAGGGUGAGGAGCAUUAUGAGGACAUAAAGCUUGAGGAGCCUGAAGAGCUUGAAAUUUCGCAAGGUGGGGUUCAUUAUGAAGAGAAGAACAAUGAGAGUGUCAGUGUCAUGGCUUCUAUUCCCACCUGGUUCCAUUGUGAGAAUGAAGGGUCCAGAAAUGGAAAGCAGAAAAAUGGGUCAGCAUAUAGUCCAUUUCAUAGGAACCCGUUGUUUGCUGGUGGGCAGUACUGUGCCUACACAGAACUUCUGAAACUGAGCCAGCACUUUCAUCCAACUAUCACACUGUUUGCAAACAAUAUCCUGCAAGGUGAAGUCAUUAAGUACUCUGGGGACCCUCUCCAAGAUUUCACUCUACCUAAGUUCCUUGAUCGAUUUGUUUUCAAAAAUCCAAAAAAGAAUAUCAAAGAAGAAGUUGUCAGAAACUCCAAGUUUUCACGUAAAAGAGCAUACAUACCUUCAGGCAUCAGGUCUUUGCGUGUUGACAGUGCCAGCUACCUUAAUGAAGAUGAAUCUAAAAUCCCAGUUGAUGAGCUCUUCAUGUACAGGUACUUACACAAGAAGGGGAAUUUAAGUCAUAUGAAAGAAGAGGAGGAUGGUGGAAGUGAUGCAUCUAGUGUAGCAAGUGAGGAAUUCCAUGAGAUGCUGGAUGGCUUGUUAGCUGGCAAAGAGAAGGAUCUUGACUUUGCUGAAGAUCUGGGAAGAUCUGCAUCUGAACAAGAUGAAGGUCCUGAAGACAUAAAUUAUGAUGAAGAAGAAGAACAUGAACAAGAAAGUGACUCAGAAGAGGAAGCAGACAUUCAGCAGGAAGCAUCUCUUUCUGGAGAUGAUAUCAUUAGUGAUAAUGAUUUAGAUGAAGAUGCUGAAUGUAUUGUCUUCAGUGAUUCAGAAAGUGAUGUGGACAUAAGUGGUAGCAACAAGGAGUCUGAGCCAAAAGGGAAGCAGAAGCAAAGGAUGGAAAAACACAAGAAGAAGGAUGGAAAGGGCAGUGAUGUUUUUAUGUCUGCUGAGGAAUUUUCGGAGAUGCUUGACAGUGUAGGAGCAUCUGGUCUAAAAUUGUCUGGAUCUUCUGCUCUUUCCAACAGAGAUAAUGCAGGGGAAAAGCAGUUGAAGUGGGAGACUGAACGUGAUUUCUGGUUCAACAGAGGAAAGAAGCAACCUGGGAAAAAUAACAAUAACAAGAGAAAGUGGAAUAGCCGAUCACAUGGAAAGUGGAAUGAAAAGACAGCUAAGAGAAGAAAGAAGAAGUGAUAGGAAGUGACAGAGUGUAACAUAUGCCUCUUAUGUUAAAACUUGUCAUUCCGUGUUGUUGAGAUCAUCAAAUGUGAAGUUAGAUAGGGAAACACAGGAGAAAAGUGUACUUAUAUAAUCUGAAAUAAAUCAGUGACUAUUUUAAAUGUC